Messenger RNA from Falco peregrinus (peregrine falcon), 3056 nucleotides. It is a transcript of the gene GPR68, whose product is annotated as G protein-coupled receptor 68. Lineage: Eukaryota; Metazoa; Chordata; Aves; Falconiformes; Falconidae. Bases 439 to 1515 code for a protein of 358 amino acids. The record is from RefSeq and is a predicted model, not a curated record. Gene Ontology annotation, cellular component: membrane. Gene Ontology annotation, molecular function: G protein-coupled receptor activity. Gene Ontology annotation, biological process: cellular response to pH; G protein-coupled receptor signaling pathway. The transcript is spliced from 3 exons.
CCGACUCCUUUGCAGUUGAACUAUAAAGAGCACAGGAGCUGAAAUGCAAUCUCCUCCUCCUCCUUCCCUGCGCUGUUUCACUGACAGCCUUGCUCACAGCUGGGAGGAGGACAGCCUCACCAGUAGCCUGAGCAGGAGCUGGGAGAACUGAAGUUUUGUGCUUUUCACACUGCAGGGAAGACCUCUUUGCAUAAACUCUGCUCACAGCACCCUGUGUUCACACUGGCUCCAGAAGAGUAUGGUGUCUGACCACUUCUUCUUUCAAGUUUGCUUUAACCAAGAAGCCAGUAAGAGUUGUUAACAUCCUGCAGCAAGCAAGUCAUCACUUCAGCCUAAAGGUUUGUGGAAGAGAUGAGCGAUACAUGAAACAGAAUAAAAUUAAAUUUUACGUCUGUUCAUUCAGGAUCCUGAUGAGUGAUACACGGGGAGAGGUAGAAGAUGGUGAAUUUCACAGAGAAUGCAACUGAGAAGUGCACUAUUAAUCAUGAUAUUCACCAGACAUUAUCCCCUGUGGUAUACGUAUUUGUAUUUGUAUUAGGCUUGCCAGCUAACUGCCUGUCACUGUACUACGGGUAUUUACAGAUUAAGGCUAAAAAUGAAUUGGGUGUCUAUCUUUGCAAUUUGACCGUAGCAGACCUGCUCUAUCUAUUUUCUUUGCCAUUUUGGCUUCAGUAUGUUUUACAGCAUGACAAUUGGACCUACGAUGAGCUGCUGUGCAAGAUUUGUGGCAUCAUCCUGUAUGAGAAUAUCUAUAUCAGUGUGGGCUUCCUCUGCUGCAUCUCCAUUGACCGCUACCUUGCAGUAGUGCACCCUUUUCGCUUUCAACGGUUUCGGACAAUGAAGGCUGCAGCGAUAGUAAGCAUCAUUAUCUGGACCAAGGAAAUAAUGACCUGCUGCUUUGUCUUUACGCAUGGGGAGAUCAGUAUGGACGCUGACAGCCAUGUGGUGUGCUUCGAGCACUACCCCAUCAAAGAAUGGGAGCACAAUGUCAAUUACUACCGGUUCUCUGCUGGCUUCCUUUUCCCCUUCUUUCUGUUGGCCUUCUCUUACUGUGGGAUUUUACGGGUUGUCCACAAGAGUCCCGGUACUCAAAAGAAGAAGAAAAUCCAAAUUAAACGACUGGUUUCAAGCACCGUUUUCAUUUUUUUAGUUUGCUUUGGACCAUACCACAUCCUUCUUGUGGUUCGCAGCUUGUUGGAGAACAACUGCUCAUUUGCUGAGAAAAUAUUUAAUAUUUACCAUUUUUCUCUCCUGUUGACUACUUUUAACUGUGUUGCUGAUCCAGUAUUGUACUGUUUUUCCAGUGAAAGCACUUACCAGAACUUUGCCAAGAUGCGAGACUCUUGUUUAACAUGUUUAGGCUGUCUGAAGACUGAGACAAAGGAAUGUUAUCCACUGAAUGCUCCAGAAACUCCCAACAAGCCACAGCAUGAGCAACCACCAGGAUUAUUACAAAUAUCACAUGAUGGUACUGGAAUGAAGGACUCCUCUGCAACUAACGUGGGCAGUUUAUAACAUUCAUCAAAAAAGAUAUUAAUCUAAAAUCUGCAGCUAUGGCUUUGUUUGUGUAUCCAUCUGAUUUAUCCAUGUAUUACAACGGUGUUACCUCCUAAAGUCUUAUUAGCAACGCAGUACAGUGAGGUCAUUUCUGGAGGUGUUUGGGCCUUGCCAAUAGUGAGGAAAGCACAUACUGAAUCAGUUCAGUUACAAUCACAUGUCCAUUGUCAUUGUCGCACCACUCAAAACCUGUUGUCUUGAUGCCUGCGUUGACUGGAAUAAGCUAGUACUCAUGGGGUGUGGGUCUGUUGAAUUUGUCUUUAACUGCUUUCUGUUUGCCCCUGUAGCAUCUAGAGAAAUUAAUUGUCUGCAAGCUGUCAUCAUCUGUUGAAAAGGUUGGAGACAGAACACAUUAAUGUCCCCAUAUGUACUUUUUUUAAAAGAAAAAACCCUGCAUUUCUGUAACUCUCUGAAAUAACUUCCCCUUCAGCUAGUUUUGAGGCUGGCAGAGACCAUGCCAGAACCAGCCUCCUAAAACAACCAAUUCCAUUCACAAGGAACUCGGCAUCUGCUGAGACCUUUUGUCUGUUGACUGCUGAGUCUGAGACCGCUGAACCUCAGCGCAAGGUUGCUAUUGACUUCCAGAGGUAUGAGAACUCUUGGCUCCGAUGGGGAUAAGUCGUUUGGUCUGUUGACUUGGAAAAGAAACAGGAGGUUGGUAGUAUGUGAGGCACUUUGAACCCAUGUGCUUCUCUGAGUCACUGUGUUCAAAGACAAAUUUAGUUACGUCUAAAUUCUACUACACCUUCCUAAGGAUUUGAUUGUGUCCUUCACAAUCUGUGUGUCUUGUGCAGAACAGACCAUGUAGGCAAUUAAUUAACAACACAUUUGUCAGGGAAGCUGUUAAAUGGAUUCUGAUCAAAGUCUCUUUUCUCCCACAGAUACUAUUGCUUAAGGUUUGGUCAUUGUUCAGGAAAUACACUAUCAGAAAUAUGAUGUAUGAAUGUUCUGUUUCCUGGUUUAGGCAGAAACAAAAGACAGGAAUAAGCGGAGUUAAUAGCAGUUAAAGAUGCAGUCGUGCUCUACAGAAUUGUUUCUACCACCAUUUCCUCUCUAGUUUCGUCCCAUCCCCCGCCCUCCCCCCCCCCCCCGUAUUAUACUCAUGAAUCCUGUAUGAUGAUUCUCUGUAUGAUGAUUCUUUGUGAUCUGCUCCUCACACCUUCUUGUAUCUGUAACCAUUACACCAUGAAUGUUGCCUUGUCCUUUCACUUCUCUGGUUUGAAACCUUUCUUGAGGCACCUCUCUCCCUGCAACCUGGAGCUGAUAACUUCCAGCAGUAUAAUCAGUUUAGUUUCUUGCCUGCCCCAAACGUCAAAAGAUUCUCUAGACAGAUAGUCUACUCCUGGUAUCUGAAGUAUGUCACGGUAAUACAGCCUUGCUUGUCGUCGGUUUCUGAAAGGAUUAUAUUCUAACAGUUUUCUGGAAACCACCUUGAGAGUGCAAUAUUAGAAAUAAUUUAGGGAUGUGUUUAAUAAAGGAUGUUUUUAUUAUUUUCUUCA